Schistocerca nitens (vagrant locust) is the source of this 2468-nucleotide messenger RNA. RefSeq names its product protein tramtrack, alpha isoform-like. Gene Ontology annotation, biological process: regulation of transcription by RNA polymerase II. Bases 209 to 2149 code for a protein of 646 amino acids. Gene Ontology annotation, molecular function: protein binding. The record is from RefSeq and is a predicted model, not a curated record. Gene Ontology annotation, cellular component: nucleus. The transcript is spliced from 10 exons. Lineage: Eukaryota; Metazoa; Arthropoda; Insecta; Orthoptera; Acrididae.
UCAAGAGCGCUUCAAAGUAGUUGCAGUGAAGUCAUACAGAAUAAUGUCAGUGAACGUGUUUUAGUGAGACCCUGCCAUCAAGAUAUAUUGUUCUCGUAUUUUUUUCACAUGACUAUUAUAUACUGUAUGACGUCAUAGGGAAUUGUGAGGGCGUCAUUUGAGGAGAUUUACAGAAGAUCCAAACCAGGGUUUUGAGGUCUGAGCGGCAAUGGCUGUGCAGCAGUUUUGCCUUCGAUGGAAUAAUCACCAACCAAAUUUUAUCUCUGUUUUCACACAUCUACUAAGCACGGAAUCUCUGGUGGAUGUGACACUAGCUGCUGAGGGCAAGCAUCUCCAGGCUCACAGAGUAGUUCUCUCUGCUUGUAGCCCAUACUUUCAGAUGCUGUUUACAAUGAAUCCAUGCCAGCAUCCAAUUGUUAUUCUGAAAGAUGUUAAAUAUGACGACUUGAAAAUAAUGGUAGAUUUUAUGUACUAUGGCGAAGUCAACAUCUCACAUGAACAGUUGCCAGCAAUUUUGAAGACUGCAGAACUAUUGAAAGUCAAAGGCUUGGCAGAGAACUCGGAUCCAGGCUUGACCAAGCAGGCAAGUGGCUCAUCUGACCGUGCAGAGUUGUUGGCACCCGGAGAUUCUGCCUGGGACAGUGCAAGUCGCCGCAGCCCUUCGCCUUUAUCAAUUGCAGCCAAGCGGAAAAGGCUGCGGAAGUCGUCUACAGGUUCAGGGUCUGGCUCCACAGAACGGGGUACCUCUGAGGAACUCCUGACUGGUGAAGUGACUUUAGUUCCUUCUCCAGCACUAGUAAAAACUGAAAGUUCUGGCUUCCCAGUGGUGCAGUCAAGUGGAGGAGGCAGCACAGACGCAGAUAGUGGUGGCACAGGGCGCAGUGCUGAUAGUUCCCUACGCACUGGAGGGCAAGAACCUAGCACGGACUCGGAGCCGCGGAAUGGAUCCCAUGAUAGCACUGAUGAUGAUCCAUUAUCCAUUCAUAUACCACCAGAAAGUGAAGGCAGCAAUCCUAAGGCGGAAUCAAAUGUGUCAGAGUACAGUCAAGGUGAAACUCAAAGCCAGCAGUCUCAUCAAAUGCACAUCUCUCCACAAGGAAAACCACCAUCAGCAAAACGUAAUAGGUGGUUGGUGCGACAGCCGCGUGUCAAGAAAGAGGGUGAUGCAGGUCAGGAGGAAGUUGAGCUUACUGCUCCUGCAGCUUUAUCACCAACCGUGCCCAGCCCUUCACCCCAAGUAACAGAGAUGCAAACCACAGUUGUGACACCAACCACCACUGUUCAGCCUCAGCAUUCACCGCCACAGCAGCUGCUUCUUGCGGUUCCGCACCGUGUCGAACGGCAGAGCUCAGAACCUGGGCCUAGUCGCAGUUGCCAGCUUCUGACAGUGCCACAGACACCAACUUACCUGGUGAAGCAGCAUUCUGACCCACAGAUACAGAGUGUAGUAUCCACUCAUACGCCUCUGCUGACACUUCAUCGUCAACUCUCGCAGCAGCAUCAGCAGCAACACCACUUGCAGCAGCAUCAACAACAACCACAGCAGCAACAUCAGCAGCAGCAGCAGCAGCAGCAGCAGCAACAACAACAACAACAACAACAACAACAACAACAGCUGCCAGUUCUGCAGCAGCAGCUUCCACCACCUCCUUUCCACGUGCAGCUCGUAACUGCACCAACGCAGGAAUCACCAGCACGAGCACCAUCUCCCUCAGUGGUGGUAAUGGGAGGUCCAGCAACACAUCAGCAUUCACCUAUGUCUGUGGAGCAUCCUGCUGCAAGUACUGCCGCCAGCUCUGCCCCAUUAUCACAGCAGGCCACACCCCAUCAGGAUGCUAAGAAUACACCUACAGGACUGCGAGUCCGCACUGAUGAAUUGCGCAGAGCAUCUUCAUCACCACAGGAGACAACGUACGAGUGCCCACUGCGAUCGAACCACUGCCCUGCCCUGAGGCCUGGCCCUGCACUGGGUUGCAACUAUUGCUGGAACACAAUCGACAGCCAUGGCCGCAUUCUCCGGCGUAAGACUAAAUAUUAUUGCCCUGAGUGCCAAACCAAUCUCUGCAUUGUUCCCUGUUUUCAGGCAUAUCAUGAACGUGCGACAGCUCCACCUGGUAGCAAGAUUUUGCCUAAGACUGGUUCCAUAUAGUGAAUAAUGUCACUGCAUUAGGAUAAAUAAAUUCUUUCAGCUUUCUGCCAUUCAGAAAGUGCACAGAGACAAUAUUUUUCAUUGUUAGAGAGUCAGUUCUGUCAAAACAGAGAAAUUUGGCUUAACUCAGAGGGACAAAUUGGAUCAUUUAAAGGAGUUCCACACACAUACAUUAAUUGUGCAUGAUCAAAAUGGACUGUGUUGAACUUGUUAGGUCUGUUGUAUUCUCUCACAUUAGCAUGGUCAGUGGAUCUAUGUGACUGCUGAAUUUUCUUUCAGAACUUAUAACUUGACCAUAUUUUUUAUGUUGCAUUUUCAC